AUUUAACACACACCUACUACGUACAUCCAUUAUAAAGACUCCCCCUCGGUAACGUAACCUCCACUGCUAUUCACACUCAAAAUUAUCAAAUCAAACUAACUAAAGAAUCCGAAUCCAAUGGCUGGAUUUCAAAGCAACCUGUUCAUCGUCUUCCUUUGCUCACUUUCUCUCAUCGCACCUUUUGCUCAUGCUAUAGAUGUCAAAUACUGCAAGAAGAACAAAGACUAUGAUGUCAAGGUAAGCGGAGUCGAUAUCACACCUUACCCGAUAGAAAGAGGCGUAGAGACCACCUUCACCAUUUCCGCAUCUACAGAAACACCGAUAUCGGGUGGGAACCUUGUGAUUGAUGUUUCUUACUACUGGUUUGGGGUCUAUAGCGAGACUAGCGACCUCUGCACCAAGACCACUUGCCCUGUUACCACUGGCGACUUUGCGAUCUCUCACUCCCAAUCGUUGCCUUCGGUAACUCCACCGGGUUCCUAUACACUCACAAUGAAGCUACAAGACGGUAACAAAAAUGAGUUGACAUGCAUCACGUUUGAUUUCAGCAUCGGUUGGUAUAUCUCCGAGGAGGCAGUUGCGUCCAGUUAAUUGGUUGAAGUGUUUUUUUUCAACCAGUUCGUCAAUAAAUAGAUAUUGUCCAUCGUUUUAUGUAACUUAUAUAUAAUGACUGGUGUGUGUGGUUACUCUAUCCUUUGUAUGUUAGAAAACUAUGUGUCGCCACGUUAUUCUAUCUCCUUGGUAGUUAUCAUCACAGUUAUAUUCGGUCCCAA
This is a messenger RNA of Helianthus annuus (common sunflower), 773 nucleotides long. RefSeq names its product putative phosphatidylglycerol/phosphatidylinositol transfer protein DDB_G0282179. Gene Ontology annotation, biological process: intracellular sterol transport. The transcript has 4 exons. The coding region runs from base 118 to 591 and encodes 157 amino acids. NCBI's taxonomy places the organism in Eukaryota, Viridiplantae, Streptophyta, Magnoliopsida, Asterales, Asteraceae. Gene Ontology annotation, molecular function: sterol binding. The record is from RefSeq and is a predicted model, not a curated record.